AUGUCCGUCUGGCCAUGUACUUCAACGAGUAAUGAAGGUCUUGUGAAGAAUUUAAACCGUAAAAGUGUAAUCCGAUCAAAUGAUGUGAUUCAUGCUAUGAUGAAGACGGAUCGUGCUAAUUAUGUAGCACAAGUGGAAACUCCAGAUGGUGGACAGAUUGGUGAGUUGGCGGCGUAUCAAGAUAGUCCCCAUCCUAUUGGGUAUCAUCAAACUAUCUCAGCUCCUCAUAUGCAUGGUCAUGCAAUGGAAUUGGGAUACGAAGCGAUUAAAAACGUCAAAUCUCCUCGUAUAUUAGAUGUUGGGGCUGGUUCUGGGUAUCUUACAGCAUGUUUUGGUCGAUUGGUAGAAGGUCGAGGUGGAUUGGUCUUUGGACUUGAAAUUGUACCUGGAUUGGUCCAUUUUGCAAAGAAGAAUAUUCAAACUGCUGAUAGCGAUUUAAUAGAUCGUGGAAUUGUGUCUUUGCGGUGUCAUAAUGGAUGGGAUGGACUACCAAAUGAAGCACCUUUUCAUUUUAUUCAUGUUGGAGCUGCUGCUGAGACUCCACCUCAAGCUUUAAUGGAUCAAUUGGCAGAUGGUGGACGUUUGGUAGUACCAUUGGAUGAGCCACGUGGUGGUCAAGUAUUAGUGGAAAUUACACGACACGGUACAAGUUACUCGCAGCGUCGUUUAUUUGGUGUCUGCUAUGUGCCACUUGUUCGUGAACGUGAGCGCAAGAUGAGCUAA
Plasmopara halstedii is the source of this 723-nucleotide messenger RNA. RefSeq names its product protein-l-isoaspartate o-methyltransferase. Gene Ontology annotation, cellular component: cytoplasm. The coding region runs from base 1 to 723 and encodes 240 amino acids. The transcript has a single exon. Lineage: Eukaryota; Oomycota; Peronosporomycetes; Peronosporales; Peronosporaceae. Gene Ontology annotation, biological process: protein modification process. The record is from RefSeq and is a predicted model, not a curated record. Gene Ontology annotation, molecular function: protein-L-isoaspartate (D-aspartate) O-methyltransferase activity.